GACAACUGAUUUCUUGUGGUCAUAGUGUUAUCCUGCUGUCUAUAUAUACUCGCUUGACACGCAGCAAAUAUGGGCUGAAGCAAGGUUGCAGUAAAAGGCAGCGAGAUCGUUUCAACCUCCCUCCUGGCCCGUGGGGUUUCCCGGUUGUCGGCGUCUUACCCCUCCUCGACAAAGAUCCCCAGCUGACUAUGAUGAAAUGGGCCAAGAAGUAUGGCAACAUUUUCACCGUCAAAAUGGGAACCACAACAACGGUUAUAUUGAACGGUUAUGAAGCUAUCCGAGAUGUGUUUCAGAGACAGGGAGCCUCAUCUUCUGGCAGGCCGCAUCUUCCGGCCUUUGGGUUUCUCCGUGGGAAAGGUAUAUUAUGCGCUGAUUACAACAAGGCAUUUAAACGACAGCGAGAGUUUAUCAUAAAAUAUUUGUCAAAGCUUGACGUGGAAAAGCACAUUGAAGAUGAAGUCGACGCUCUUAUGCAAUACAUAAGGCACAAAAACGGACAGCCGUUCGACUUCAACAGUGCUGUUAGUGCUUCCACAUCUAACAUCAUAGGGGCCAUAUUGUUUGGCAGCAGACAGGAAUACGACGACCCAGACUUCCAAGCGUUAAUUAAUGCCUACCACCACGCGAUCAAACUAAGUAGCCAAGCCUCCAUCCAGAACUUUCUUCCGUUUCUGUGGUUUUUGCCUCAGUGCAGAAAAUUGUCAAUUGCCUGGGAAGCUUUCGCAGAAGCCGUUAACCGAAUUCUGGAAAAGCAUAAAAAGGGUUACAGGCCAUUGGCAACACGAGGGCUUACUGAUGCUAUGAUGCAUCAAAUAAACAUGAACGAUUUGAAUGAAGGGUCAUUGUUCGACUUCGAUGAUGUCAAAGGUAAUUGUCAAACUUUGUAUGCCAGCGGUUCGGAAAGGGUCGCGGCAGUUUUGACAUGGGGGAUGCUGUUCUUGUUGUCUUAUCCAGAUGUCUGCAACAAGCUUCAAUCAGAGUUGGAUGAAGUCGUGGGGAAAUCACGUCGCCCAACACUUGAUGACAGGCCAAAUCUUCCCUUCACUUGCGCUACCCUAAUGGAAAUCCAGCGUUGUAAUAACACAUCACCGUUCUCGGUUCCUCACAAAGCUACACAGGACAUCAGAGUUCAUGGUUACUUGAUACCCAAGGGGACUCAACUUAUGGCAAACUACUGGUCAAUAUUCAUGAACGAAACAGUUUGGCCCAAUCCAUACGACUUUCAACCGAUGAGGUUUAUUGACGACCGUGGCAAUGUGAAAAAAGUCGAAGGAUUUAUACCAUUUUCGUUAGGCAAGCGUUCCUGCCCAGGAGAGAGUCUUGCCAGACCGGAGAUGUUUCUGAUCCUCACAACCUUGGUGCACGCUUUCACGUUCCACGUGCCAGAUGGAGAGGUGCUUCCGGCCCCAGUUGGUAUCACCGGCGCUGUGUACAUGUCGCCGAAGUUCGCCGUGUGUGCCCGACCAAAAAACUAAUACAAUUAUAAAACUUACACGAAGGACUAUUAGGGGUUUGCUCUUAACAUUAUUCAAACAUGUCAGCAUCACCUUUUCUUUACAUAUUAUAUUUCUGUGUUACAUAAAUGGUCAUUGUGGUUUGGAUUUAAUUUCAAUAUUAAUCAGAUUUAGCCAAUAAUUCCAAAGAAUCAACAAAGGGUGUCAGAAAAGUUUUAAGCACUGCUUACAUGGUAUCACAUUUCCAAGCGCAAAAACAUUUUUCAACAAACUCAUUAAAAGUGCGUCAUGAAGGUCUCAUCUCCCAUAACAAGAAGAUAAAAAAGGAUAAAUUGGGUAAAAACACAAAUAGGCCCCUUUUACUAC
Lingula anatina is the source of this 1820-nucleotide messenger RNA. Its product is annotated as cytochrome P450 2D4-like. Gene Ontology annotation, cellular component: intracellular membrane-bounded organelle; cytoplasm. Gene Ontology annotation, molecular function: heme binding; steroid hydroxylase activity; iron ion binding. The record is from RefSeq and is a predicted model, not a curated record. Gene Ontology annotation, biological process: xenobiotic metabolic process. Lineage: Eukaryota; Metazoa; Brachiopoda; Lingulata; Lingulida; Lingulidae.